This is a messenger RNA of Phlebotomus argentipes, 1502 nucleotides long. Its product is annotated as arrestin domain-containing protein 3-like. Bases 147 to 1436 code for a protein of 429 amino acids. Lineage: Eukaryota; Metazoa; Arthropoda; Insecta; Diptera; Psychodidae. The record is from RefSeq and is a predicted model, not a curated record. Gene Ontology annotation, biological process: protein transport. Gene Ontology annotation, cellular component: cytoplasm. The transcript is spliced from 5 exons.
GCCUUGAAAUAUUUCCCAUUUUACCGAUUUAUAGCCCGCGAGUAAUCUAAUCUAAUCAAUUAUGACGAAUUUUCAAUGCGCGUCACUGAAAUGUCGAAAGAAAUACCAUCACAUUUCACCCAACUCCAGUCAGUCUUUCGUCCACCAUGGCAAAGUGCGAAGUGAGGUUCGACAGCAAUCCGUACGGAGUCUACCUGGCAGGACAAACAAUGUCUGGCCAGGUGGAGUUGAAUAUCUUCAAGGUGAAGAACGUGAGAGCUGUGACGCUCAAGAUUCUGGGAUACGCCAAGGUUCGCUGGUCAGAGAGCACUUCGAGCAGCAACGGAAGAACAUCCACAACUACAACAGUCGUGUACCAUGGCAAAGAGGAGUACCUGGCUUCCAGCACGGAUCUUGUGGGCCGAUCGCAAGAUGGAAGUACACUCGAGCUGGCGCCUGGGACGCAUUCCUAUCGCUUCACGUGCGAUCUGCCCCACCAGGUGCCGACUUCCUUCGAAGGCUCCAAAGGAUACAUCAGAUACUUCGUGGUUGUGGCUCUCGAGAGGCCCUGGAAAUUCGAUCAAAAGUUUAAGGUGGCUUUUACAGUGCUGAAGCAGUUUGAUUUGAACUUUGAUUCACCAAUCUUGAGGCUACCAUGCCAAGCAAAUCUGGAGAGGAGUUUUUGCUGUGGCCCCUGCCGAACGGGGCCAAUGUCCAUAAUAGCUCACACUCCUCAGUCAGGAUACGUUCCUGGACAGACAAUCACUGUCCACGCCGAGAUUGCGAAUGCAAGCUCUGUAAAACUGGACGAAGUGAGGUUCGCCCUUAGGAAAAUAAUACGUUUCACGAGUCAGAAGCCCAGAAGUAAGACAAUUGAGGAAACCUUAACAAUCACUGAGGCCAGAAUUGCGGGUAUGAAGAAGAAGCAGAGCGGGAAGUUCGAGCAACAUCUCCAGAUUCCUCCACUUCCGCCCACAAGUCUGACACUCUGUCGUGUCAUCACCAUUUCCUACGAGGUGAAAAUUGAGGCCAAAGUGUCUGGAGCGCACUUGAAUCCGGUGGUGAAGAUUCCAGUCACGAUUGGAACGGUUCCGCUGAGGGACAAUGUGUACGCGAUUAUGCCUGCGAGUGAGGAUAUCUCAGGAGGUCCAGUUCAUGCAGAGCCUAUCUUGAAUCCAAUCCAGUCUCCAGGCUUUGACCAAAACCUGCCACCCCUUUCGUAUGAGGAGUGCAUUUUUGGGGCGAUUCAGGUGAAGGACGACGAGGAUGAUGAGAAGACAGUGAUGUCCUGCAAGCAAAAUGCUCCUCGCUAUCCUGUCUACAACUGCAGCAAUUGGCCAAAGUGUGGCGGGAAGAUUGAGACCAAGGCAAUCGAGCCUCUGGUGCUUCCUGAGCUGCCUAGGAAUAAUGCUCCCGAGCAGGAAAUUUCAGAAGAGAACAAGGGAGAGAAACUAUGAUAGAACAUAAAGCAUUGUCUUAUCUAUUCCAUCCAUUAAAGAGCUGUAAUUUGGCUGUAAUUCAUG